UGCCCCGCCCUUGCCUGGACUGGGACUGGGACCAGUAGGGAGCGACCUCAGCCUUCCUUCCCCGGUUGUUGUUAGAGGACAUUUCCUUCGGCUUCCCCAGGACCACCACGAAACUCCGAUUCUAGCUUUAUCCGCUUUCCAUACCUAUCUAUAUGCGGCGGGCUAAUGGCUUCACCGCCCAUCACAAUGGGGACGAUAACUCUUUGGACAAAGAAGUUGAAUCUUUUCUGAGUGACCAACAACAAUUCUCUUGCAUCAGUGACCUUACCAAAGUGAAUCCUGUAACCACCACAACUGUUCUGAAGUGUCUGCAAGCAAGAUAUGCUAUCGAUGUCUUUUAUACCAAAGCGGGGUGCAGCCUUGUGGCCAUCAACCCCUUCCGUCCAGUUCAGUCUCUCUACUCACAAGAGCUCAUGAAAGAAUACCACGCUGUUGCUCGUCUUCAGGAAUUAAAACCUCACAUUUUCACGGUGGCAGAAGAAAGCUACCGAAAUGUCCAGAGCCAGAUUCCAUUAGUCAAUCAGUCCAUAAUUGUUAGCGGGGAAAGUGGUGCUGGUAAGACAUGGACCUCCCGCUGCCUGAUGAAGUUUUAUGCCACUGUUGCAGCUUCAUCUGACAUCCCGGAAGGCAGUAUAACAGUGGAGAGAAUAGAGCAACGAGUGUUGGAUUCCAAUCCUGUCAUGGAAGCUUUUGGAAACGCAUGCACCCUUCGGAAUAACAACAGCAGCCGCUUUGGGAAAUACAUCCAACUUCACUUAAACAGAUCUCAGCUUUUAACAAGUGCUUCCGUUCAGACUUUUCUUCUGGAAAAAACAAGAGUUGCUUAUCAAGCCCCUCAGGAAAGGAAUUUCCAUAUUUUUUACCAGAUUGCAAAGGGAGCCACGCAGGAUGAGCGCCGAGAAUGGGAUCUUCUGGAGACUGCGCGUUUCUGUUGGCUUCCAAAUUCUGAAGAGACUCUAGAAGAAGACUGCUUUGAUGUCACUCGGGAGGCCAUGACCCACCUGGGUAUUGACAGUUUCACUCAGAAUAAUAUUUUUAAGAUACUAGCUGGUCUUCUCCAUUUGGGCAAUAUUCAGUUCUGCGAGUCAGAAGAUGAGGCACAACUCUGUGAGUUAGAAGACCUGGCCAAAGGCUUUGCAGAGACUGCUUCCCGGCUUUUAAGAGUGCCUGGGGAGCAGUUGUUGGACACACUCAGGAUCCGGACGAUAACCGCUGGGAGACAACGGCAGGUGUUCAGGAAGCCUUGCCUCAAGGCAGAGUGUGAAACAAGGAGGGACUGCCUGGCCAAGGUGAUUUAUGCCAGGAUCUUUGACUGGCUGGUGUCUGUGAUCAACGAAAGCAUCUGUGCCUCAAAUUCCAUGUGGAACAACUUCAUAGGUCUACUAGAUGUUUACGGUUUUGAAUCUUUUGUGGAAAACCACUUGGAACAGCUCUGCAUCAACUAUGCCAAUGAGAAACUGCAGCAGCAUUUUGUCGGCCAUUUUCUAAAGGCUCAACAGGAAGAAUAUGCCGAGGAAGGUCUUGAAUGGUCCUUUGUAAACUACCAAGAUAAUCAAACCUGUCUGGACGCCAUUGAGGGGAAUCCUGUUAGCAUCUUCUCCUUGCUUAAUGAGGCCUGUCGCCUUAACUGGACCUCCAAUGCUGCACAGUUUCAAAGUCGGAUUGAGAUUGCUCUGUCCAAGAACACCUGCGUAAGCCGAGACAAAUUUAGGAAGGAGCCAAACUUCAUCGUAUCCCAUUACGCUGGUAGUGUCUGCUAUCGAAUUGAGAGUAUGGUGGAAAAAAAUAAGGAUCCCGUUCCCCCAGAGUUGGUCCUAUUGCUGCAACAAUCCCAGGACGCCUUGCUUCAGAAAUUAUUUCCCGUAGAAGAGACAAACACCAAACCUGACGAAAAUGAUACAAAGACUCAAGCAAAACCUGCACUUGUCACAGUCGUCUCAAAAUUUAAGGGUUCCCUCGAGCAGCUGAUGGAGAUCCUGCACAGCACCACCCCGCAAUACAUCCGGUGCAUUAAGCCCAACGCAGACUGCAAGGCGGCCCUUUUCAGAAAAGAGGAGGUUCUGCAUCAGUUGGAGGCGUGCGGCAUUGUAGAAACCGUCAACAUCAGUGCAGCUGGCUUUCCGAUUAGGAUUUCCUUCGGAAGCUUUUUAGAACGUUAUGGGCUGCUGAAGAAAUUAAAGAAACGGAAUCUGAGAGCAACGUCCAGUCAAGGAAAUAACUUUUCCCCUGAUGCAGAGAAUGGCAAAUCAGUAACUCCUCCUAUAGAAGAAGAAUGUGACACUUUGCAGUCUAAGGUCCAAGAUAUCCUUCGGGAAGUGAAACCUAUUAAUUCUUCCGUCACACCUGGAGAAACAAAAUCACCCAACCUACCCAUGUUUUGUGGCAUGACCAAAGUAUUUUUGACCAACUCCACGUUGGAGCUUCUCGAAUUCCAAAGAGCUUCUAUCUUAUCAGAGAAAGCAUUCUGCAUCCAAUGCUGUUGGAGAAGGUUUCGGAGGAAGAAAAUUGCCAGGCAGAGGUGGUCUGCAACCAUCAUCCAGUCAGCUGUUCGCCAGUGGCUAGCUAGGAAACAUUUCCAGAGGUUACGUAAAGCGGUUAGGAUUAUAAAACAGACCUGGAAGAAAUGGAAGACCAAGAUGGCAGUGAUAGCUGCAGAAGAACUGGAUGGUUUGGAAGAACUUCCCUCUGUCCUUGGGACAGCUGCUCCCUCAGGCCAGGCUGCUAGAAAACUGGAAGUGGACAGAUCCUGGCCUCUGAAUCCCAUCCUCCACGUCUGGCCUCUCAGUCUUGUUCUGUCAAACACCCCAACAACACUGGAGGGACUCCAGAGAGACCUUGCUCUCCUCACUUGCCUCCAAGUCUUACAGAAGAUGAACGGGACCAAGGCGGAAACCAGGUUCCCUGUACAAGGUGUCAACUCCAUCCGAGCUCCCCCACAGGGCUCCAUCAAGUUCCACUGCAGGAGGUCUCCGCUGCUUUAUGCCAACACCAGGCCAUACAGCCACAGCUGCAGAGUGACCGGGUUCAACCAGAUUCUCCUUGAUAAAUGUGCAAUACCUUGACUCUGAAAGGGUCCUCCUGGGCCAUUGAUCUGUCCUGUAUUUAUUGCUGCUCUUCUUAGGAUGCUUCCUGGAGGACCAGAGAACUUAAGCGCUUCUUCCACAUACAGAGAUUGUCUAAAACGGUGUUUCUCAACCUUCGCCCCUUUUAAGAUGGGUGGACUUCAAUUGGCUGGCUGGGGAAUUCUGGGAGUUGAAGUCCACCCAUCUUAAAGCAGCCCCAUUUGGGAUGGUUGUAUGCAUAUAGCAGAAACAGAGCUACUUCCAAUGCCUUAUUUGGCCUGAUAGCAUCUGGUAACCUCGUUCUGUGAAAGGAUCCCAUCUCCUUCGUCAUCUGAUCCUUUAUUUUCAGAAUCAGGAAGCAAAUCUUAACAACUCUUGUGCAUGCCUUGAAAAUGAUUGGGAAGUGCUCAAAGCACUUUGCUGCUAUUUAAUAAAACAGCCGAGCUUUUUCCAGGUUUCCACCCAAGACUUUAAAUGAUGUUACUUUAAGGUAUCCAGUGGCUUUAAGUAGAACCUUAAAGCAACAGCAGUUUUAUUUUACGUUUCUGCAGAAGCCUCGGUCAAAGCGGACUUUUUAACAAAUUGCAAAGAGGUGCCGUUUUUGGAUCAGUAUGGGCACAAAAUUGCCCUUCCAAAUCAUUUUUGAAGCACGUAACAGCUCUACAUUUUAUUAAAGCCAGGAGUCAGUAGAAUUUUAAUCCUGCUAGUUUUGAGGGUGCUAUUUUUUUUUUUAAAGUAUCUGUAUGCAAGUCUAUUCCCUUUGGAUAGAAAUCUUCAGGUUUUUUUUUAAAUGGCCACAUUUGAAAUACUCAUUUAUCACCAAAGACACCAUUUUAAUGUAGUGAGAACUUUAUAUUUUUUUAAAAAAUUCUACUGUACUUGUCAGUGUCCCCAAUGUAAUAAGGAAAAAGCCUGAUGUUUGGGCGUUUUUAAAAAAAAAAAAAUCUAAAGGGUUAUUUUAAAAAUUCUUCUGAGAUGCAGCUGUUUUGUUCAAAAUAUGUCUUAAAUAUGUAUGACAUAUUCAGUUAAAUAUGUCGGGAAAAAAGAAUAAAUUAUUAAAAGGCAGAUGUCAAAGUAAUAGUGUCUGAUCACUCUUCCUAGCUUCUGGGGUGCAUUAUAUUCUGUAUAAAUUAAGAUGUAAUAAACUUGAGAUGGUUAUAAA
Pantherophis guttatus is the source of this 4224-nucleotide messenger RNA. RefSeq names its product myosin XIX (gene MYO19). Gene Ontology annotation, molecular function: ATP binding; microfilament motor activity; actin filament binding. The record is from RefSeq and is a predicted model, not a curated record. Gene Ontology annotation, biological process: actin filament organization. Gene Ontology annotation, cellular component: cytoplasm; actin cytoskeleton; membrane. Lineage: Eukaryota; Metazoa; Chordata; Lepidosauria; Squamata; Colubridae.